This is a messenger RNA of Prorocentrum cordatum, 2370 nucleotides long. NCBI's taxonomy places the organism in Eukaryota, Dinophyceae, Prorocentrales, Prorocentraceae. The record is from the annotation of a GenBank genome assembly.
GGCUCGAGCAGCCCAGGUUCAGGGCUGGCCCAGCCUCGACCGUGAGGUCUCGGCUCGCUCUCGGCUCGUUGCCUGUCUGGUUGGCUCCAGCCCAGCCGGGCCCGCACGUCUGACCAUGGGGCAGGGCCAGUCGAGCGACGCCGAGAGGAAGGCGAAGAAGGAGAAGAAGGAGAAGAAGGAGAAGAAGGCGGAGGAGGAGAAGCAGGAGAAGAAGGAGGAGAUCUCCUCCAAGAAAACCCUCCUGGACGAGCCCAUCCUGGACGGUCUACCGAUCUGCGUGCCCCAGAUCCUCAUGCCGCGGGCGGACAUCUCGCUCGACAAGUGGGCCACCGUGGCCUGCGACCAGUUCGAGUCGGAGCCGCAGUACUGGAAGGAUGUGGCCGAGAACGCGGCGGGCCAGCCCGCCGCGGUGAACAUCAUAUUUCCAGAGGUGUAUUUGGCAUCCGUGACUGGUGCCGAUCCGUCUGAGGACACCAAGCGCAUCGAGGAGAUCGGCAAGACCAUGAAGCAGUACGUCGCCGACGGGGUCUUCCGGGAGCGGGCUCCCGCGUUCCUGGCGCUCGACCGCAAGACGGAGCAGGUGCCCACCCGCAAGGGCCUCAUCAUCGGAGUCGACCUGGACGAGUACAACUACAACUGCCCAGAGCCCACGCUCAUCAGGCCCACCGAGAAGACCAUUGUGGCCCGUCUGCCCCCUCGCAUCGCCAUCCGGAAGGACGCGCCCCUGGAGCUGCCCCACAUCAUCAUGAUCAUCGACGACCCCGAAAAGACCGUGCUCGAGCCCCUCUUCACCACCGAUGGGCUGACCGAGCCAGAGUACGAGUGCGAGCUGUUCAAGGGCGCUGGAGCCGUCAAGGGCUUCAAGGUGACGCCCAAGGGUACGGAGCACGUAGCCGCAACCAUGAAGGCGCUGGCCGCGAAGGAGUAUGCGGCCGCGGAAGCUGCGGGACGCAAGCCGUCCACGAUCUUGAUCGGCGAUGGGAACCACUCCCUGGCUACUGCUAAGUCCUGCUGGGAGCAGCUGAAGACGCAGGACGGCAUCGACAAGGAGCGCCAUCCGGCGCGCUACGCGCUAGUCGAGCUGCAGAACUUGCACGACGACGGCGUGGUUUUUGAGCCGAUCCACCGCAUUUUGGAGGGCGCCAGUCCCGAUGACAUCCAGUCCACCCUGGAGAAGGCAUGGGGCUGCACCGCGACGCCGUUCGAAGCGCCGCAGCCGAUCCACUCUGUGGUGAUCGUCCGGCCGGAGGGCAGGUUCACCCUGGUGCCGCCCGCGGAUAAGCUCCCCAUCGUCUCCAUGACCGAGCCGAUGGACGAGUUCGUCGCCGAGCACCCCGAGGUGAAGAUCGGCUACGUGCACGGCGAGGAGCCGGUGGACGAUGCCGUGAAGGAGGGCAAGGCCGUGGGGCUGCUGCUGCCGAAGCUGGACAAGUCACGGUUCCUGGAUACCGUCCACGCCAUCGGCACUCUGCCGCGCAAGGCAUUCAGCAUGGGCGAGGCUAACGAGAAGAGGUUCUACAUCGAGGCGCGCAAGAUCCUCCUGACCGAGGACGCUGCGGAAUCCCCCACUGCGGCCAAGAAGAAAAAGACCAAGAAGGUCAAGGUCAAAAGGGGGAUGAAGGGGUGCUGCUGAGGCCUCACCAGGGCCCUCCGUGGAGGCUGGGCUCCACAGCCGAGGGCGUUUUUGUAUGCACGUUUUGUCCCGCGGUUUGCCUCUCCCCUCUCCCUCUGGUGCGCACUUCCUCAUUCUUGUCAGUUUCUCCCCCCUCCGCCUAGCCCCACUCCGUUGUCCACAUCUGCUGGCGCUUUCCUGGCCAUGGGGUCUGGGUCUGGGGCACUGUGCAGUUUGUGGCGCGUGAAGCAGUAGGGCGGUGGUGCUAAAGUGCACUCCCGUGGCGUUCUCUCCUUUGCCUGGCACUGCCGUUUUUUCGAGACACCUGAGAGUUGUGAAGCAGGUGUUUUGGUACACCAGGCCUUUUGAUCUUCCUCCCGCGCAUUCAGCGUAUGCGGUGCGAAAUCUUGCGCGCAGCCCCGGGACCUACAAAUCGAUUUUGCACCUGCCAGCGUGGGCGUGGAUCCCUAUGCCCUGAGCUUGACUCGCCCGCACGUCUGCCUGACACGUCUGUUGAGGGUAGGUGAAGGAGGAGGAGGAGGAUCUGCUCAGUCAUCAGGCGCCCGCCAGAGCAGCCACGCGUGUUGUGUUAUUGAGCAGGUUUUUUUAAGCCAGUCUGCGCCGUCGCGUCACGGCUGGUCGGCCGCACUCAGCGCUCCGCCUAUGUCUAAGUCUGCGGACGGAUCCAUGGUACUAAUGCGAUGCUCUCGACGACCCUCCUCUUGGCCCGUGCAGGUCGGAUGGUAAGAAACAACAAA